Molecule: messenger RNA, 1353 nt
Organism: Paraglomus occultum
Lineage: Eukaryota; Fungi; Glomeromycota; Glomeromycetes; Paraglomerales; Paraglomeraceae
Source: the annotation of a GenBank genome assembly
AUGUCUCAUUCAGUUAACACUAAUAGCGUCUACACAGACGACCAUACCAAGAAUCAUGAAUAUCACGACAACUGCACAGAAAGCCAGCAAACGUUGACAUCGUCAUCGUCAACUGUCCACACGCAACGACCAACACAUACCUACACCACAUAUACGUAUCCAUAUACGAAGCCUAACCGAGUGCCAAAGAGACCUUUGGAGGCAGUUCAAUCCGAUUCUCUAAACAUCGGCUCGAUAAUUAGCCGCAUGGACUCGCUCUACAACACACAAUUCUAUUCCUGGAUUAAAAAUCCCCAGAACCGAGAGUAUGCAGCACUCAGAGUUCGUCCAUUAAUUCAAGAAUACAACAGCCUUUCUCACACAGCCCAUGUUCUCCGAUGGAUUGCAAAAGACUGGAAGCCUAAUGAAGCUAAAGAUCUAUUUCGUCUAGUCACUGAAACAUGGGACGAUGGCAAGCGAAGGCUGUUGAUGUUUUAUCUUGUAAGAGCAGAAAGAGAAGAAGAAGGAUAUUUGAAAAAGAGACGAAGGACAGGCAAAAGUGGCGAGAAAGAAAGUGAUGGCAGAGAGCAUUCGAGAUAUCAAUGGAACGCGAGUCAAGUAUGCGAUGGAGUGGAAAUCGGCGGUCAUCGGACUUUGAGUGGUGCAAUUAGCGUACCCAACACACCCACAGCAAAUAUAAGUAUGAGUCAUAAUAAUAAUAAUGAACGAAGACACGUUGCUGUUAGUUCUAGUUCUAGUUCUAGUAAUUCCAGUUCCACGAGGAAUGAUAUAGAAUCUGCCAGUGUUCGCUUACGGCCGGUGGUCAGAUCGGCAACAUGGGACUCUACUUCUUCCACAGUUCUUCCAUCAAUAGCAACGUAUUCGCAUUCCUCUCGCGGAUAUUCUAAUUUACAAUUACCUCAUCCCCAGUCUCCUUCUCAUUCUCACCCAUCAAACUAUGUAUCUCCACCCCCUUCUGCUACGCUUCCUCCUUUGAAUCUUUCAGUAUCUUCUGCCACUACACACAACACAAAUCUUCAGCCACUUCAGCCGCCUCUCCAAUCUACGCAUCAUUCUUACAAUCUUCCCUAUCUCUCUCAUGUUCAUACGUGUCAGUCCCACGAUGCAGUCUUUCUUCGUCCUAUCAUAAACUCUGAACCUACUCGCAUGGUGUAUCCGUACUCACAUGGUGACAGAACCGGAGUAGUAAGGAACGGGAUUGUAUAUCAAGCAUAUCCGGGAUAUGUUAACAAUUACACUCAAAUUCAACACGAGAGAAUAGGAGAGGAAAGCAUGAAAGCAAUGGGAGAGGAGAGGCGAAGGCGUCGAAGGAGAAAUAGUGAUGUUGAGAAGAGUGAUGUUAUGAGCGAGUGA